Messenger RNA from Drosophila elegans, 2724 nucleotides. RefSeq names its product protocadherin-16 (gene Cad96Cb). Gene Ontology annotation, cellular component: plasma membrane; catenin complex. Gene Ontology annotation, molecular function: calcium ion binding; cadherin binding. The transcript has 5 exons. Gene Ontology annotation, biological process: homophilic cell-cell adhesion. The coding region runs from base 99 to 2501 and encodes 800 amino acids. The record is from RefSeq and is a predicted model, not a curated record. Lineage: Eukaryota; Metazoa; Arthropoda; Insecta; Diptera; Drosophilidae.
GAUCAUUUUAUGAUUUGUGUGGAAGUGCUAUGUUGCUCUGAGAAGCAAACAAUUAUUCAAUUAACUUGACUGCUGAUAUUAAGAUAUUGUUAUACAAAAUGUGGAUAAAUCAUCAUUGGAUAUGGAUAUGGAUCUUUGCGUUCGGCUCUUUGAAUAAUGCCGCUUUUGGAGCUAUUCUGGACUCACGUUGCUAUCUCGAGGGCGGUGGAUCCGCAGAAAGUUUUCUGGCCACCGAGGAUCUGGCGGUGGGUUCGAUUAUUGGCAAGUUAAGGAUCAACGGAGAUCCCAAUUCAGAGACAGGGGACAUAAACCUUUCGCUGAGGGAAAAGAAUGCUCCUGUAGAGAUUCAUGCCGGCACCAAGGAACUAGCCCUAGCGGUCGAACUGGACAAGGAGGGUGUAAGAGGACCUUCGUCCAUUUACGUGAAUGUCAUAUGCGUACGACGACAUUCAACUGAUCCGAGCUUCGUCAUUCCCGUGAAUGUGCGAGUAACUGAUGUGAAUGACAAUGCCCCCCAGUGGAUCGGCACCCCCUACACUUUGACCCUUUCGGAGGUGACGGUGCCGGGCACGAGGAUUCUUCAAGGAGCCCGUGCCGAGGAUGCCGACCAGCCGGGCCCCUUCUCCACGGUGGAGUACCAGGUGCUGCCGGGACCCUACUCCGAAUACGUGCAGUUCCUCAAUCCGCUGGAGGGCACGCUGGUGCUGAAGAAGGCCCUCGACUACGAGCAGCUGCAAAACUUCACCGUGAAGCUGAGGGCCCAGGAUCAGGGCACACCGCCCCGUCACUCGGAUACGCUGCUGCGGGUGGUCAUCACGGAUGCGGAUGACCAGAACCCCAAGUUCCAGCGAGAGUCGUACAGCGCUGAGAUACCAGUGGAUGGCAGGCCGGGGGAGCUGCGCAUGCGGCCGGAGCCGCUGAAGGCGGUGGACCAGGACGAGGGCAUCUGUGCGCCCAUCCAGUACACAAUAGUCCAGUCGCAGGACGCCAAGUACUUCCGCAUUCAUCCGCACAACGGGGCCAUCAGUUUGCUGACCCCCAUUGGAUAUGCGGACGUGGCCAAUGGCGCCACACUGGUGGUGAAGGCCACGCAGAUCGACAAUCCCGACCGCUAUGCCCUGACCACUGUCCAGUUGACGCGACCUGGCAGCCACAGUGAUCUCAGCACUCUGGCUUUCGUCCAAAAGCGGUUCGUGAUGCGCAUCCGCGAGGAUACGGCCGUGGGCAAUCGCAUCCUGGCUCUGCCCACCAAUAAGCCCGGGAAACACCUGAAGUACACCAUUCCCGAUCCGGUGAACUCCCAGUUUUUCACCGUCGGAUCACUGGGCGAACUGGUGCUGGCCAAGCCACUCGACUACGAGAAGAUGACUAAGCACGAGUUCCAGGUGCAGGCCACCGAUGGAAUGACCAACAGCACCGCCGAGCUCACGCUGGAUGUGAUCGACGUCAACGACUGGGAGCCGCGCUUCCGGGAAACCCACUACGAGUUCAUGGUGCCCAAGAGCCAAUCCUUGCAAUCCCGCGUGGAUUCCUUUGAGGGCGUGCUCAUCGGCAAAGUGGAGGCAGCUGACGGGGAUCGCAACGACAAGCUGGAACUCUCGCUGCGUGGCCAGCAUGCGGGAUUGUUUGAGAUCGAUGCCACCGGAAACAUCUACAUGCGGCCGGAGCAGCUGCAGAGUCUGAAUGAGUCCACGGUCCAUCUGAUAGCCAUCGCCACGGACACCGGCGUGCCGCCCAGGAGCACCUCCGUUCCGGUGAGCGUGACCAUGGAGGGCCUGACCUUGGCCCAAUCCGGCUGGAACAGCAACAUGCUGGGCAUGUUCGGCAUGAUCAUGGGCCUCUUCCUAAUGAUCAUUGUGGCGCUCAGCUGCUACAUUGUGCGCUCUCGAAAGCAGGGCAAGAGUGCCGCCAGCGGACUGGGUCUAGGCCGGAAUCGGGUGCACAGCCAGGCGCACAGCAGUGUGUCCUCGGCCAAUCUGGUUACCCACGAGAAGCUGGCCGGGAAUGGCAAUGGCAACGGCAACGGCAACGGUGCCAGUGUAACGAGCGGUGGGGUCUCCGUGCUGCACAUGAAGCACGGCGGCAACAUCACCAUGGCCAAUCCGAUGAACAAUGGCCUGCAUCAUGUGGCCAGUGGGGCCAGUAGUAGCAUGGCCCUCGGCAGCUCCGUCGCCCUGUUGGAGCGGGAAAGGGAGCGGGAUCGGGAUCGGGAGCGGGAUCGUCAGCGGGAGAGCUAUGCGGCCACAGUGCGCAUCUUCUUGCCAGGCAUAGUAUCGCGCGCCUCCGCCAACGGGCAGCUUUUCGAGGAGGACGAGAUCGAGCACGACUCCCUGCAGACGGAGAAUAACAACAGGAAGGUGGCAACAGGUACGGGAGCGGCAGGUGGCGGGGUCACCACCAUCACAACCACCAGCACCAACUCGGCCAAUGCGGGCUCGAAUCUUCUAUCCGCCACCGAUGCCAUGGGCUCCUCGGAGAACAACUUGACGGUCUACUUUUAGAACUGCGCCACAGCAGAGCUUGUAAAUAUCGCUGCUAAGUCAGUUUAGGAUUAGGUUUAGUCCCGCGCACACGUGUAUGUACAUUGAGUAGACCAAAUAUAGCAUUGUAAACAGACCCAACACACGAUCUAGAUCUAGGCUAAGUCCAUGCGAUUUCCAUUGUAAAGUUUUGCUUCCCAGUUUUUAAGUGUGGAUCCGUCCAAUAAAGUUUUCGACCAUUCAA